GCCCCUGAAGCUGCAUCAUCUCUGUCCUGCACUAUCAGCGUUUGUGAUACAGAACCAGUCAGCCACCAAUCAAUCGAUGCAAUAAAUAAUUGCAGUUGCUUGCGUUCGACCUACAUUACUCACAUACCAUUCGGUGAAGUGAAGCUCAGCAGCAUGUCUCCGGUUAUGAUGAUGCAGAUGCUGAUGGGUUCAGUCUCCGGAAUAAGCCUUCAGUUAUUGUGUUGGUUAUGCAUUGUGGGUGUAGCGACUGUGUCUUCGGUAAGGCCCCCGGCUGUUUCCAAGGAAUCGACUCCGGUGGCACUUGAUCCAGACCAAACGUCAUUCGCCUUUACGAGAAGUAUUGAACUGUACACGAGUGGGAAUGAAUCCUCCGAUGGGAUUGUUCGAGCGGAACGGAUUCGCAAUUGGUCCCGGUGGCAUUUCGAGGAAUCGGUUGGGUCCGAUUCGCAAACGAGUUGCUUCGUUAGGGAGCUUUUGUCGCGACUGGAGCUAUUCGAUGUGGGUGGAGGAUACUUUCGUGUUGGGCAAUUUAUGGCUCAGUACAAGCAGUACAAACAAUUCCUGGAUUGCUCUGAGCAAGAGGUAAACGAUCUUGCUGAUAAACUUGAACGGCAUUCUGGCUUGCACGAUUGCGACGCAAUAUUCCGCGUAUUCAAGGAAAGUAUUUUGGAACCGGCUGAGCUGUUACGAAAACUGUUUUUACUGGAUCCUGAGAGUGCUUCGACAGUUCGUUCUUAUAUGGGAUCAGCAAUAAGGCAAUUGAACGAAUCAGUAUUCGAGUAUUGCGAAAACAAGUUCUAUAAUGAUAAACGCGAUAUUUGGUGUGCAGCACGUAAUUAUAGUAUUCCCGAGGAUAAGGACUUCCAUAGACACAUUGAAUGCAUUUUCAAUGGAUUACAUUAUUUCAACAGGAGAGGAGAUCUUGAUGUGGACGAAAUUUGCCGUGAUUUCCAUCAGGUGGGAAUCACUGAUUUGGAUAACGAAGUGUCGGAAGUUUUGAGAUCCUGUGACGUGAACCCUGAAACCAAAGCUUUGUCAUACUACAGAUGUAUAUUGGAAAGUGACUUUUUGGAUAAAUUCAAAGAGGCUUUGGAUUAUCGUGAAAUUCGGUCUGCGGACCAUUUCUAUGCACUGAAGGUUCCGAUGCCAGUUUACGAUCGAAAUCAAAUUCAGAGCCAGAUAAACUCUGUAAAUCGUGAAUGUUGCUCCAUUUGAUUGACAUACGAAAAUAACUGACAGUAAAGUAUGUAAACUAUA
Molecule: messenger RNA, 1257 nt
Organism: Aedes aegypti (yellow fever mosquito)
Lineage: Eukaryota; Metazoa; Arthropoda; Insecta; Diptera; Culicidae
Product: 37 kDa salivary gland allergen Aed a 2-like
Exons: 5
Coding region: 154-1215 (353 amino acids)
Molecular function (GO): odorant binding
Source: RefSeq, a predicted model, not a curated record